UCUUUAAAAACAUUUUUAUUAUGAUUGUUAUUAUUCCUUUUUUUUGUUUGUAAAAAAUGAAUUUUCUAUUUAUUGUGAUAUGCUUGUAAAUGAACAUAAAGAAGCUGAAGAACGGUAUGAAAAACUGAAAGCAAAGCAACAGAAAACAAAAGAAAUGUUAAAAGUGUCAGAACAAGAAGUGACAUCGCUAAAGGAAAUGAUUUGUGGUAUGGAACAACACAUGGAAAUAUUUGCUCAAAAUGAAAUAUCCAAUAAAAAUUAUAUAAGCUCUCUAACGAAAAUGUUUAAAGAAAAACAAACUAACCAACACGAUAUGCUAGCCGAACUAGAUAGAAUGAGAAAUUUAUAUGAAGAACAAAAUCAGAGUUCUACUCCAGAAUUUGGUGAUGCCGAAAUUGUAGUCAACAGCUUUAGAUUAAAAGUAUAUUGCCUCAAAGAUUUAGAAAAAUCUAUUUCAAAACGCAUUAAAGAACUGGAUCAGUUUUGGGUGGUCGAUGAAUGUAGUUCUCCAAUGUUUGAAGAUAUAUCUGUUGCGGAGAGAUCCGAAUUGCAGAAUAAUAUAAGAGUACAGGAGCGUUUAAGCAGAAUGUAUAAAUCGGAAGACGCCAUUUUGAAAAAAGCGCUCAACAAACAACUUAAAGACUUGCAAUCUGAAGUUGAUACAUUAAGAACGAGACUCGCUGAAAAGAGUAAUCAAUUGACUGCAGCAAAAAUGAAAAUCGAUAAUCUCCAAGUAUUACAAACUAAUGACAUUGAAAUGACUACUCUAUACAAUACAUUAAAAGAAAGUAAAGUGGAACAUAACAAAUGUUUUCAAGUGUUGGAAGAUAAAAAUAAUGAGAUCUUGAAGCUUCAAAUCAUAAAUAUUCAAAAUUAGUCAAUGAGUUUGAGAGACUAAAUUCAAAAAGUAUUCAAAAACAACCUAGCAACGAGUGUACAGAUAAAGCAUAUACUGAUAACUGGUAGCCUGCGUUAAACGAUGAGCGUAUUGCAAUAGUGUCACGAUAUCGCUUACUGGUAUGGCAAAAGAUGUAUUUAGUAAAACUGGCCAGGGGCAAAGAUAAGUUGCUGAAGAUUAUAACUCUUGAAUUAGACGAUGGGCAUCUUAAAACGACUAUGCAAAAAAUAUGUGGUAAACGGAAAAUGUCCAGAUUCAAGAUUGUUGCAAUUUGUGUGGUAGCCAUGAGGCGUAUGCAAACGACUGCUGCGGCGAAAUAUGCAGGCCUCCGACUCGAGAAUACACACUAUAGUUUACCAAGAAAAAUGCCAUGGAUAAAAUGUUAAUAUUGUGUUUCAAUAAAGUGCCAUCACAAUUUUAUAGUUGUAUGUUUAUAUAUUUAUAUUUUGACUAAAAUGUGCCUUAUUUAUAAUAUAUAUUGUAUAAUGAAAUUAUUGGUUUGUGAAAUCAGAAUUUUAUUAAGCUCACUAAGCUCACUAAGUUUACAAAACUAGUUUCAUAUUAUUAUUAUUUUUAUAUUAUUUGCUCAAUUUUUUGUUGUAGUCAUUACGUGUAAUAAUUAAAAAGACUUAAACAC
Molecule: messenger RNA, 1535 nt
Organism: Adelges cooleyi (spruce gall adelgid)
Lineage: Eukaryota; Metazoa; Arthropoda; Insecta; Hemiptera; Adelgidae
Product: paramyosin-like
Exons: 8
Coding region: 80-877 (265 amino acids)
Source: RefSeq, a predicted model, not a curated record